Messenger RNA from Cavia porcellus (domestic guinea pig), 1907 nucleotides. RefSeq names its product hes family bHLH transcription factor 2 (gene Hes2). Gene Ontology annotation, cellular component: nucleus. The transcript has 4 exons. Gene Ontology annotation, molecular function: RNA polymerase II cis-regulatory region sequence-specific DNA binding; protein dimerization activity; DNA-binding transcription factor activity, RNA polymerase II-specific. The coding region runs from base 113 to 595 and encodes 160 amino acids. Gene Ontology annotation, biological process: regulation of transcription by RNA polymerase II; anterior/posterior pattern specification; regulation of neurogenesis. The record is from RefSeq and is a predicted model, not a curated record. Lineage: Eukaryota; Metazoa; Chordata; Mammalia; Rodentia; Caviidae.
UAAAGCCAGGCUGCGGCGCGGGCUCCCUGCGCUCCGCCCUCUUCCGCCGCGCUCUCCUCGGCUUGGGCCGGCACCGAGUGCCUUUCGCAAGGCUACCGCUGACCCGCAGAUCAUGGGGCUGCCUCGCAGGGAAGGGGAUGCAGCCGAGCUGCGUAAGAGCCUGAAGCCGCUGCUGGAGAAGCGCCGGCGCGCGCGCAUCAACGACAGCCUGGGCCAGCUCAAGGGGCUCAUCCUGCCGCUGCUGGGCAGGGAGAACUCUCGCUACUCGAAGCUGGAAAAGGCGGACAUCCUGGAAAUGACUGUGCACUUCCUGCAGGAGCUGCCGGCAUUCUCCUACCCCGCCAUUGCGCCCCCGCCCACGGACAGCUACCGCGAGGGCUACCGCGCCUGCGUGGCGCGCCUGGCACGCGUGCUGCCGGCCUGCGGUGUCCUGGAGCCCGCGGUGAGCGCGCGCCUGCUGGAGCACCUGCGGCGGAGAUCCGCCUACACCACCCCAGAGGCCAGGCCGGCCUCCCCGCCCUCUGCGCCCUCCCCGCCUGCGCCCGCGCCAUCCCCGCCAGCACAGCCCAGCCCUGGCCUCUGGCGGCCUUGGUAGCCCCUUGGUUGGGCCACAGAUCCAGCUCACUGCGAGCAACCUGGCAGGCUGGGCCAAAGGAGCUCUUGGCAGCAGCUGCCGUUCCCACGGACCCCAAGGACCAGUCCAACAUGGGCAGGAAGACCAGAAACAGAUGUGUAGCACCUGGGUGGCAGACUGAAGACUUGGAGGAAAUGAGGGAAUCGUCCCAAGUCUGGACAGGAAAAGGGGCUAUAGGGAGCUCCAGAAACCCCCAUCCUGGUUGGAGGAGGUGGCUCUGGAACUGGGCCAGCCACAAGUGCCUGGGCAGUGACACACCUGCCCUACUGCUGGCACCAGACCAAGCCGCUCACCUGGGCCAGGUGCAGCCAUCUGUCCUGACUGGCACUGCCUGCCCUCCCAGCCCUGUUCCUGCCUACUUCCUUUCCAGCUGGGCGUGGGAACCGUGGGACACAGAGCAGACAUGGCCUGAGGGCCUUUAUCACUGCCUGGAUUGCAAAGUACAAGAUCACAUAGACCCGGAGCCAUGACUGCCACUCCCAGGCUGUCGGGUGCCAGGGUGGGGCGGAGAGCCCCAGGGGCUCUGUCAGGGGGUUUAGAAGGACCUAGCUCCCCAGGCAUUAAUGUGACAGCAAGGCUGGGUGAUCUUGGGGACAAGAAUGAGCUGCCCUGUGGUUCCAAAGAAGCUGUCACCUGGGAGGACCUGAGCCCACACAGAGAUGGUGACACAGGACAGCAGAGAUUCAAGAGCCGGCUGCAGGCUUAAGGAGGGAAGCACCAGCCAUGUUUUCUCCUGCAAAGGGCUCCCUGCCAUUCACUGAUGAGUGUCAGCUGGAGCCUGGGAGCCCCUUGUUCCUCAGACAUUUCUUUCUUCCCAGGCAGCCUGCCAUGGGGACUAAGGGACAGCCCUGGAGAGGGGGACACUCAUAGUGAGUGCCCCGGAGAAAGGGGACACUCAGUCCCUCGCUCAUCUGCUCUGUCAUUGUCUGGGGCUCCGCUGAGCACUUUGGAAGGCUGGAGUGUUCCUGAGGUGCUGGGUGAGCAGACUGGACCGGAGACCAGGAUGCCUGGGGAAGAAGACAGACUGAUUGGGAAGGGGGCAGUCAGUCAGUCCGCCACCGGUGCCACACAGACCACGAUGCCUCAGGCCCUGGUUCAGGGGUGGAUGGGGGGAAGCUAUCAGUGCUGUGGCCCCUAGCAAGGCUAUGGUGUGCUGGGCCCUGCAGAUUAGACUGUGAGCCCCUAGUGGGCAGGGCUGGGGCUGAGUGGCCUCCAUGUCCCCGGGGUGCUGGGGGGCUUAGUGCUCAAUAAACACAGGGUUUCAGUGAACAGA